Pomacea canaliculata is the source of this 1805-nucleotide messenger RNA. RefSeq lists its product as uncharacterized. Lineage: Eukaryota; Metazoa; Mollusca; Gastropoda; Architaenioglossa; Ampullariidae. Gene Ontology annotation, molecular function: chitin binding. Gene Ontology annotation, cellular component: extracellular region. The coding region runs from base 300 to 1229 and encodes 309 amino acids. The transcript is spliced from 5 exons. The record is from RefSeq and is a predicted model, not a curated record.
CCACAAAUACCUGAUCUUUUAUGAAUUCAAGACACUGAUGCGUGGGCUACAGAUCCGGAUGAGAGACACUCCGUGGACAAAAGACUCACCCGGAUAUGACUGUAAAGGUAUUUACAAGCGACCCACCUGACUCCGUGGGACCCACGCAAUCAAAGUCUUUUUCUUUUUAGUUCAGGUAUAUAUAAGGUAGGAUGAAAGUGUCCCCACUUGUACAGUUGCCUUCGACCAACAAAUCUUAAUUUCCCAGCCAUCGGUUUGAAACUAUCGUUCCACUUAACAAGCCUGAGUUUUCGUCGACAAUGUUGCUGUCAUCACCUUCCGUCAUCGUCGGAGUUGUCCUCGUUAUCGUCGCUGUAGCACGAGGUCAGACCGUGAGGAGUCCCUGCACCUCUCUGUUCGGACUGUUCUCACAUCCCUCGGACUGCAGGCACUUCAUCCAGUGUGUCUGGGGUCAACCGGUUGACCAACCCUGUGCGCCGGGUUCCGUGUUCAGCUUCCGUGCUCAAGUCUGUGUCCACCCCUGGAACAAGACUGCUGACGUCUGCGCCAAGUCACAGGAUUCUGUGCCCGAGCUGUGUUCGAGGUACCCCACUGCAGUGUUCGCUCACCCAAGCAACUGCCAUCAGUACUACAACUGCAGUGGAAACUCUUACCUCAUCUACUACCCUUCGCGGCCUGACCCGGACUCUGCAAACUUUUACCUGUACGAGUGCACCUAUCCUCAACUUUUCAACAAGAACACCUUGCAAUGUGAGGACUACGGACAAGUGCAGUGUGGAGAGAGAUUUGAACCCGUGGACAAAUGUGAGUACACUCGGUACCAGUGCCAGAAAGUUUCCCACUGCAUCCCAUGCGACGUGCACUCGCCGAGCUGCAAGGACCUGCCUGAUGGCCCCAACGUCUACAGGGGCAGAGAGUGGACCCCCUACUUCGCUGUCUGUCAGGACCAGCGACUUGUCAACACCAGUACCUGUCCUAGAGAUGAAAGACUGGCCAUUGCUCAGCUUUUCUCGCCAGUUCGUAGAGAAUGCCAGAAUUUGUAUGGAAUACCUGUGGAGCAUGGUGGCUACUUUCUCAACUGCACAGGCCGUCCUGAUGGCUUGUACUCUGAUGACGUCACCAACAGACCAAACCUCUACUUCCGGUGUGACUCUGGGGUACAGACGAGGAUCUAUCUGUGUCCAGAUGGUCAGCGCUUUUAUCAACAAACAUCUUCCUGCAUAGUCUAGAUGACCCCACGUGACUGCAGGUAGCUGGUCUCUACAGACCUCACUACUGAGCCGACACAAUAUCACAUCACCGGAAAUCCUCAAUGUUUGUUAAAUGUUCGUUGCCUCCAGUACAAUCAUUUCAUUGAAUGAAUGUCACGUGAUGAUAAGUACAAAUCGCUGUACUUGACUGGUCUGUUUUACUUGUGCUGCUGUGUUCAGGCGUUGUUAUACUGUUUUUUGUUCUUAUUAUACAUUUUCUUCAUAACUCUACCUGUUUGGUUCUCAAUUAGUUGGAAGAGAACAUUAAAGUAUCCAUGAAGGAGUUAUAGGCCUGAACUACUAUUAUGAUUUCUGGAAACACCGGCAUUAGUGAUAUUAAGUGUGUUUGUUGUUUUUUUAAAACAAAAUUUAGAGUGAAGACUAGUCAUAUAUAUUGGACAAAUUAUUUACAAUAUAGAGAAACUGUUUAUGGAAUAUUUUACAUAUCUCAGUCUUCUUUUUUCAAUCCACUGAUGAACAUAGUCAGGUGUUGUACGCUUAGCGUAUUUUUUUCUAAUAUCUGCAUUUAACCGAAACUAAAAGUAUUUAAUAAAA